Molecule: messenger RNA, 1140 nt
Organism: Molossus molossus (Pallas's mastiff bat)
Lineage: Eukaryota; Metazoa; Chordata; Mammalia; Chiroptera; Molossidae
Gene: PLPP1
Product: phospholipid phosphatase 1
Exons: 6
Coding region: 47-904 (285 amino acids)
Biological process (GO): phospholipid dephosphorylation; signal transduction; phospholipid metabolic process
Molecular function (GO): phosphatidate phosphatase activity
Source: RefSeq, a predicted model, not a curated record
CGGCCGGGACUCGUGCGUGAGGCCGCCCGCCGCCCGGGCCGCCACCAUGUUCGACAAGGCGCGGCUGCCGUUCGUGGCCCUGGACAUGCUGUGCGUGCUGCUGGCUUCCAUGCCUAUGACUGUUCUAAAUUUGGGCCAAAUGUACCCAUUUCAGAGAGGCUUUUUCUGUAAAGACAACAGCAUCCAGUAUCCGUACCAUGACAGUACCAUCACAUCCACUACGCUCGUCGUAGUGGGGCUUGGCUUACCCAUGCUCUCUAUGAUUGUCGGAGAAGCCCUGUCUGUCUACUGUAACCUCUUGCACUCGAAUUCCUUUAUCAGGAAUAACUACGUAGCCACUAUUUACAAAGCCAUCGGAACAUUUUUGUUCGGUGCGGCCGCCAGUCAGUCCCUGACCGACAUAGCCAAGUACUCGAUAGGCAGACUGCGGCCUCACUUCUUGGACGUCUGCGACCUCGACUGGUCCAAGAUCAACUGCAGCGAUGGCUACAUUGAGUACUACGUGUGCCGAGGGAACGCGCACAAAGUGAAGGAGGGCAGGCUGUCCUUCUACUCGGGCCACUCCUCGUUCUCCAUGUACUGCAUGCUCUUCGUGGCGCUCUACCUUCAGGCCAGGAUGAAGGCAGACUGGGCGAGACUCCUGCGGCCCACGCUGCAGUUUGGCCUCGUGGCCGUGUCCAUCUAUGUGGGCCUUUCUCGCGUCUCCGAUUACAAACACCACUGGAGCGACGUGCUGACGGGACUGGCGCAGGGAGCCCUGGUUGCAGUGCUAGUGGUUGUGUAUGUAUCAGAUUUCUUCAAGGAGAAACAUUGUUUUAAAGAAAGAAAGGAGGAGGAUUCCCACACGACUCUGCAUGAAACACCCGCAGCCGAGAACCACUUGCGGAACAGUCACCAGCCCUGAAGGGGCCCCGGGCCCAGUGGAGCCGGCUGCUCCCGAGGGAGAACAAGCGAUGCCAUGUGGCCCUGCACGAGCCCGGAAGGACUGCGGCUGCACCUUGGACGCUCACUUGACCUGUGUGUAUAUAGUUACUCAACACAGCAGCUGUCUAAUAGCUCAAAGUUCAUGAAAAAAUUCCAAGCCUUUCACUAAAGCAAUGCCUCACUUGUACUUUUCUAUUAAAGACGGAUGCUCAUGUA